Messenger RNA from Ambispora gerdemannii, 337 nucleotides. Lineage: Eukaryota; Fungi; Glomeromycota; Glomeromycetes; Archaeosporales; Ambisporaceae. The record is from the annotation of a GenBank genome assembly.
ACCACAAGUUGUGGCAUUUCUGAUAGAAAAUUGCCCAUUCUGCGGAACAGCGCCAAAACGAGAAGAAAAAUCACCGGUGAUAACCAAGGAAACCCAACUGCUCCUACCAAAGAAACUCGGAAUUCGCCACAAAAUGGCAAAACAAGCAACAAGGGCAAAAGUUGGAAGAAAAGACCUACGACCGGUAAAAGGCAGCAAACUUCCGCUCACCAACGCUUCUAACCAAAACGGCACUGACAACCUGAAGAAUUCACGACGACCAAGUAAUAAUAAUGAUAACGGUAAUGUUAUCACGAAAAAUCUAGAUGGAGGCUCCAACAACUGGCCAAACAAAUGA